This is a messenger RNA of Anastrepha obliqua, 1957 nucleotides long. Its product is annotated as sialin. NCBI's taxonomy places the organism in Eukaryota, Metazoa, Arthropoda, Insecta, Diptera, Tephritidae. Gene Ontology annotation, molecular function: transmembrane transporter activity. Gene Ontology annotation, biological process: monoatomic anion transport; transmembrane transport. The record is from RefSeq and is a predicted model, not a curated record. Bases 382 to 1773 code for a protein of 463 amino acids. Gene Ontology annotation, cellular component: plasma membrane. The transcript has 10 exons.
UCUGUCUACCUGGGCAAAACACCGCGAAAAUAGUUUGUUUGCCGUUUAGUGUCGCUAAAACCUUCUUUUGUGCUAGGAAUGUUUUUUGAUUUUAUGUAAAUUUACUUAAAAGUUUGUUAGUUCGAGUGUUGUAGACGUUUUUAGAGAACUGCGUUUGUAUAAUUUGAAAAUCCCUUGGUUUUUGAAUUAAUUAAAUAAAAUUAUCCUAAACAAAUGUGGCAGCUGCUCUUGUUUUGUGACUGUGGAUUUUUUUAACUGUGACGUGCAAUUUUUAACUUAAGGAUAUGAGUUGCUAAAGUUAUUUGGAGAUAUCAAUUGACGUUCAGAUCCGAACAGAAAUCAACAAAACUACCUCGUUAUAAAACCACCAAAACCGAAAAUAUGGCGUUCAUAAAUUUACCUUGCCUUCAUAUUCCAAAACGCUUCAACAUAGCGGUGAUGCUCUUUAUGGCAUGUCUCAUGAGUUAUAUGAUGCGUGUCAAUCUUAGUAUUAAUAUUAUUGCUAUGGUCGAGCAGACGCACUCAAAUGCCACCGAACCGCUGCCAAAUUACGGUCCUCGCUACAACUGGAGUCAAACGGACCAAGCCAACUUGCUGGGUGCUUACUUCUAUGGCUAUAUGAUCACCUCACUGCCAGCGGGCAUGUUGGCUGAGAAUUUCGGAGGCAAGCCGGUGGCAGGUUGGAGUUGCUUGGGUGCCGCCGCAUUAACGGCGCUGACACCACUUGCUGCAGCUUGGGAUAAAUGGGCGGUAUUCGCCAUACGUUUCUUGAUUGGUUUCUUGGGUGGUGUAGUCUAUCCCUGUUGCCAUAAUUUAGUCUCAAAAUGGUCGCCGCCCGAUGAGAAAGGAAAGUUUGUUGCUGCACUAAUGGGUGGCACAUUUGGCACUGUGAUAACAUGGCCCAUUAGCGGCAUGCUGAUCGAGGGUUUGGGCUGGGACUGGGCUUUCUAUAUGGUUGGCCUAUUUGUAUUGAUUGUUACUUUGGUUUGGUUUUACAUUGUCGCAGAUAGCCCAGCACAACAUAACUCCAUAACGAUCAAGGAGCGUGAAUACAUUGAAAAGAGCCUCGGUGAUACUAUCACUACCAAGAAGAGGUGGCCACCAUAUAAGAGUCUCCUUAUUUCGCUACCCUUCUGGGCGCUACUGCUCUUACAUUAUGGUAGCAUGUGGGGUUUGUUCUUCCUAAUUACGGCUACACCUAAGUUCCUCAGUGAAGUGCUCGGUUUCAAUUUAUCCUCUGCCGGCUUCCUCUCCAGCUUGCCACAUUUGGCUCGCUUGUUGUGCGCUUUUGGUUUUGGUGCCGUCGCCGAUCUCAUUCGCCGCAAGAAUUGGUUGUCUGUGACGGCAAUGCGCAAAGUGUUUUGCUUGUCGUCACAUAUUCUGCCGGGAAUAAUGCUCAUUGUACUGGCAUUUUUCGGCAGAGAUCCCUACUUUUGUGUCGCCGUUAUGACGAUCUCAUUAGGCUUCAACGGUGCGGCAACAUCUUCCAACCUUCAAAACUCUCAAGAUUUGGCGCCCAACUAUGCAGGCACACUGUACGGCAUCAUUAACUGCGUUGGUACCACACCUGGUAUUUUCUCACCAAUGAUAGUGGCUGCCUUUACCAAAGAAAGCAAUACCAUCGAUCAAUGGCACAACGUGUUUCUGAUAGGUGCUGCAGCCUACAUAAUACCCGCAGUGAUAUUUUGGCUCUUCGGUUCGGGUGAAAUACAGAAAUGGAACGAAAUCGACAAGAAAAAGUCCAAGGACGAUGUUGUUAAUACAAAACUGUAAAAAACAACUGAAAGUGAUAACCUAUCGGAUAUUCUGGUAUUAUUGUAAAUCUAUUUGUAAUUUAAGCUUUAAAAUAUAUGUAUAUACAAACAUAUAUUUUAGUGAUAUAUAUCUAAAACUGCAAACUGUGAAUUUAAUAAAUAUUGCGCUGAUAUUUAAACAGUUUUAAAAGAUCAUAAACAAA